AACUGAAAUAAAACGCGUUCAAUCGUUUUGUUUUUCCUGUUUCGCUUCGUAUACAUAUUUUCGAGUGGAUUGCGGCAUCCAGUGUGUGUGCAAGCGCGUGUGUGUGCGACGCACCGCGUUUUAUCGGAUGUAUUCUUUCCAGUUUUUCUUGAUAAAAACUUGCUAGUAAGAAUGGAGAAGCCGGAUUUUAUUGCGAACGAUGUGAUUGAUGGCGUGUGGUCGUUUUUGCAAAGUAUUGAAUGGAGGGAUCCAUGGUUUGCACUUUUAUUAACUUUUCAUGUUGCUGUCACAAUGACAGCACUGAUGACACGAAAUCAUGCUAAUUUCCAGAUAAUUCUAUUUCUUGCACUGCUACUCCUUGUAUACUUUUCUGAAAGUAUCAAUGAAAUGGCUGCUACAAAUUGGAUGGUGUUCUCCAAGCAGCAAUACUUUGAUUCUAAAGGACUGUUCAUAUCUAUUGUCUUUUCCGUGCCCAUCCUAAUAAAUUGUAUGAUUAUGGUGGCAAGCUGGCUUUAUCAAUCCAGCCAACUGAUGACUAGUUUGAAGAAAGCCCAGCUACGAGAACAGGCAAAGAACCGACGAACUGAUGGCGAAUCAACAACGACAAAUGGAAAAUCCGCUAGACAAAAGCAAGAGUAACUGAAAAUAUCUAGUCACAUGAUCGAGAGCGAUUAAUAUUACAUACGCAUUAUACACUAUCGUACUAUGAGGUGAUAGUCUACGAUCUACAGAGCCUAAAGAAAGAAGAUAAGAGGUACGAGGUGAAACAUGUUAAUAGAUAAAGACGUGCGAAUUUAUUGCCACUCGGCAACUUGAUAUUCAUACGCAUAUAUAUGCAAGUUUAUGUACCAAGGACGCAAUGCUUUUAUUCGGCUAAUGCAAUUCCGUUAAUUCAUCAAUAAGUUUUAAAAGCUACUCAUUGGAUUAAUCAAAAUAUCGACACAUAUCUGUCACACUGUAUUCAUGGAGUCAUAACAAUUUUACGUCAUCCAACAUUUUUGAAAAUAAUGUAAGCAUUUAUGUUUCGGCGGUUACGUCACUAGCGGUUCCAACCGUGGCAAUACGAAGUGCUAACCACAUCUCGAAUUUAUCUGCUUCUCUCGGCAUUGAAUAAAUUUAUCGUUGACCUUCAAAGUAGUGCGAGAAAGUUAGAGCGAUGAAGGAUCUCCAAUGAUUGUAUUACUAUUAUCAUUUAUUUUUUAAAUUGGAAGAUGAUGUUUUUCAAGACGUAUUGUUUUGCUUAACGCUACAUUCCUGCGGCGUUUUUUUUUUCUUUUCUAUUCUACUCUACUAAUUCUACUUCUUACACGUUCGUCCAUUAUACAAGCCACCAAGGAGAUAUUAGUAAACAGGACCAGCCUCAUGGAAUUUUGUAUAGACGGUUAAUUAAGCAGGGUGAACACAGGAUAUAUGCUGGAAUCGGUAUAGAAAUUUUGGAGAGGGUUGAAAUGCCACAAAGUUCGUGUAGACACAGAAUUCUAAGGGGCUGGACCUCUAUGCAAUAUCUCAUCGGUGCACAGGAACAGGAUGAAAACCCCUUUAAUUAUAGUCAUUAUAGUAUAAAGUACUUAUUGCAACGUCAUCACAUAUAUGAAUACUGCGUGCUCGUAUACUGCAGUAAUUAUUGAAAAAAAAUCAUAUCUUACUCAUUUCUAAUAUAUUUUUUUCUUGUCAUCAUAAUUUACCGAAUCAAAAGUGCACGUGAAGUUUUUCACGUAUCACGUAUACACAGUGCUUUAGUAUUUUUGCCAUUAUACAGAUGCGCAUUUUUUUCUCUUGCCACUCGAAACUAUGUGGUUAAUGAUUUUAAUUAAUGCAUAAUAAAGUAUUUGUGUAUAAGA
Messenger RNA from Cephus cinctus (wheat stem sawfly), 1841 nucleotides. It is a transcript of the gene Tmem18, whose product is annotated as transmembrane protein 18. The record is from RefSeq and is a predicted model, not a curated record. Lineage: Eukaryota; Metazoa; Arthropoda; Insecta; Hymenoptera; Cephidae. The transcript has 5 exons. Gene Ontology annotation, cellular component: nuclear membrane. The coding region runs from base 172 to 639 and encodes 155 amino acids.